This is a messenger RNA of Xiphophorus maculatus (southern platyfish), 6511 nucleotides long. RefSeq names its product insulin-like growth factor 2 mRNA-binding protein 3 (gene igf2bp3). Gene Ontology annotation, molecular function: mRNA 3'-UTR binding. Gene Ontology annotation, cellular component: cytosol; cytoplasm; nucleus. The transcript has 16 exons. The record is from RefSeq and is a predicted model, not a curated record. Lineage: Eukaryota; Metazoa; Chordata; Actinopteri; Cyprinodontiformes; Poeciliidae. Gene Ontology annotation, biological process: nervous system development; regulation of gene expression. The coding region runs from base 1923 to 3749 and encodes 608 amino acids.
UUAGUCCAGCUAGAAUAUGGCAGCCAAAAGUGUCCUGCAGAAGAUAGUGAAGGGAGCUGAAUGGAUCAUUAAGGCUUGCUGCUUAACUGCAUUUUAUAUUAUUGGACGUUUACAUUAUUGGAUUCCAGAAGAUUAGACAUUGCUUUGUACUUUGCUCAUUUUUAUUUUUAUUUUUUCCAUUAAAAUGAAAAUAACUCGAUUUAAAAAAAAUAAAAACACUUUUACAGGAUGGGACUUACUGCAGUAAUUUAUCAAUUUCUAUACUUACUUUGGCACAUUUUAUUAGGGUUUUUAAUCCUCCCAAUUUCACUCGAAUAUAUCAGAGUCCAUUCACUGAUUACAUGCAAGACCCUUUGUAUACACCACAUGUUGAAAACCUUGUAUAGAAUCUGCUUUGACAGUGUAUUGACUCCUGGCCAUUAGUAGGGUUCCUUGGUGUGACUCUAUCAUAAAAUUGACAUUAUUAUCUUCUUAUGUUUUCACCCACAUAGGUUAUAGGUAUGCAUUCAACAUGUGUCUAUGCGUUACAAGGUACACUAGGGGAACACUGGAGAGGGAAACCACUCCCCUCAUUCAGUGUUUUUUUUUAUUUUUUAAUACGGGCAUUAGGGAUUCGCGUGUGUCUUCGCUCCGCAUGGCGUACCCGUUGCGCCAAGAAGUCUAAUAGAUAUUUUAAGCAAACAGCAAAGGAUCCCAGCUCAAGCCAUACUUUUCCUGCGUGUGACCUCGAGUAAAUGGGGCCUGCUGCUGGACUUUGAGUCGUGGACCAUAGAGGGCAUGGCUCCACUCUAUGGUGGAGAAGAUGGAUGCCGCCAUGUGGGAAGUAGUAGUAGACGUGUCAUUCUCGCGUUGCAUGAGGGCCCAAGGAAGCGGCCCAGGGUCCUCCCACGCAAACAGGACUCUCAAUAUUAAAUAUUGCUAAUGCAACGUUUCCAUAACAUAUAGUGCAAAACUCGUAUAUGAUUGGCCCCACCCCCUUUUGCCAUGCUCUUUCAUUCAACAGUGUCAUCACUACAGCUCACUUAUGCGCUCAAGCCCCCGCAAUAUCAGCGUCUCCCUGCUAUGGGCGUGCGUAUGCUUCAGCCGACCAAUCAGAAGCCAGGCUUUGCAGAGCAAGGCACCACGAAUGUGAUUCUGGUGAAGACACUAGUUUGCACGGAAAACCUUUACGCACAUAACUCUCAUGGCAUUCCCCCCACUCUCUCUCUCUCUCUUCCAACACCAAUCCACUCUUCCCCUCCUUUUUCUCUUCACUCCUCAUUCUCUGCUGUCUCCACCCCAGAUUCCCGUGCAAUUUUCCCCCAAUCCCCCAAACACUUAAUUGAGCAAUUGGGAUUCCUCACGUGUGGGCUGAUUUGUAGUUUGAACACGUGGCUCAUUCAGAAAAAAGGCCGGAAUAGCGGAGGAUCUUUUUUUUUUUUUUCCGACUCCUCCUGCCCUUUCUUCUUCUUAUUCCAGGCUGUAGACUCAGAGGCGGGCGCCAGCCAGCCAGCCUUACUGUGUGUGACAUUCUCUGUCUCUUUGCCAAAAGGGGUUUUUGGAGGAAGAGACAAAAGUAGUUUCUCCUCCUUUUUUUUUUUUUUUUUCCUCCCCUUGCCCGGCCCGCCAUCGUUUUGGAGCGAGGCGAGAUUAAUAAUUGAGCAUUUAUUUUCUGCGCGACAGUGACAGAGGGGGGGCGAGGGAGCGCAGACGCACUGUGGAGGGGCUGCCAGUUUAAAUCUAUCUGUGGCUCGAACCGACCGGGAAGCACGCCACAGCCGCUCCGUAUAGUAGUAGUAGUAAAAGGGCCAGGGGAGAAGAAGCAAGCAGGGCGAUUCGGGCGCACAUCCGUGAGAGAGAGAGCGAGCAACUGUCUCUUCUUUUCUCCACCUCCCCCCUCCACCUCUCUCCAGCGUAAAGAUUGUCCCGUUUCGGCGUGGAACAUGAAUAAGCUAUACAUCGGCAACGUGAGCGCAGAGGCGAGCGAGGAGGACUUGGAAAGUAUCUUCAAACAGUGGAAGAUUCCGCACAGUGGUCCGUUUCUCGUCAAAACUGGCUAUGCGUUUGUGGAUUGCCCGGACGAGAAGGCGGCGAUGAGGGCCAUCGAUGUUCUUUCAGGUAAAGUUGAACUUCAUGGGAAAGUUCUGGAAGUGGAGCACUCUGUCCCUAAACGUCAAAGGAGCUGUAAGCUGCAGAUCAGGAACAUCCCGCCUCACAUGCAGUGGGAGGUUUUGGAUGGUAUGCUCGCGCAGUAUGGUGCAGUAGAGACCUGUGAACAAGUAAACACUGAUACAGAGACUGCAGUAGUGAAUGUUCGAUACGCAGUUCGGGACCAUGCAAGACUAGCAAUGGAGAAGCUCAAUGGAUCAAUGAUGGAGAACUAUGCCUUGAAAGUGUCAUAUAUCCCAGAUGAGACGGCUGCACCAGAGGGUCCUCCUUCAGGGGGUCGGAGAGGCUUCAACGCUCGCGGACCUCCCCGUGCUGGCUCUCCGGGUUUGGGUGCGCGUCCCAAAGUGCAGUCCGACAUCCCGCUGCGCGUGCUGGUACCCACGCAGUUCGUAGGAGCAAUCAUUGGCAAGGAGGGCGCCACCAUACGAAAUAUCACCAAACAGACCCACUCAAAGAUCGACAUCCAUCGGAAAGAAAAUGCAGGCGCAGCAGAAAAACCCAUUACGAUUCACUCCACCCCUGACGGUUGUUCAAACGCCUGCAGAACCAUCAUGGAUAUCAUGCAGAAGGAAGCAGUUGACACAAAGUUCACUGAGGAGAUCCCCCUGAAGAUCCUUGCACACAACAACUUUGUAGGAAGACUAAUAGGGAAAGAAGGCCGCAACCUUAAGAAAAUCGAGCAAGACACGGGGACCAAGAUCACAAUCUCACCGCUCCAGGAUCUCACCUUGUACAACCCGGAGCGGACUAUCACAAUAAAGGGCUCGAUUGAAGCGUGCUCCAGGGCUGAGGAGGAGGUGAUGAAGAAGAUCAGGGAAUCCUAUGAGAGCGACAUGGCUGCUAUGAAUCUCCAAUCCAACCUCAUUCCUGGCUUGAAUCUGAACGCUUUGGGUUUGUUCCCCAGUGGAGCACCAGGCAUGGGUCCCUCCAUGGCCAACGUCCCGCCUCCUGGAGCUCAUGGUGGCUCGUAUGGAUGCAGUCCUUAUGGGGCUGAGGGGCCAUUUUGGGCUUCUAUGCUGUCGGCAAGCAGCCAGCCACUUGCUGGCCAGCCGGAGUCUGAGACAGUUCACCUGUUCAUUCCUGCGCUUGCUGUGGGAGCCAUCAUUGGAAAACAGGGCCAACACAUCAAACAGCUGUCACACUUUGCAGGAGCCUCAAUAAAGAUUGCUCCAGCAGAAGGAAUGGAUGCCAAGCAGAGGAUGGUCAUCAUUGUCGGGCCACCAGAAGCUCAGUUUAAGGCCCAGUGUCGCAUCUUUGGCAAGCUUAAAGAAGAGAACUUUUUUGGGCCGAAAGAAGAGGUGAAGCUGGAAGCGCACAUCAAAGUUCCCUCUUUUGCUGCUGGACGCGUCAUUGGGAAAGGUGGAAAAACGGUGAAUGAGCUGCAGAACUUGACCUGUGCAGAAGUGGUGGUGCCCAGGGACCAGACACCUGAUGAGAAUGACCAGGUCAUAGUGAAGAUCAGUGGACACUUCUUUGCAUGCCAGUUGGCCCAGAGGAAGAUUCAGGAGAUCCUGGCUCAGGUGAGGAGGCAGCAGCAUCAACAGCAGCAGCAGCCCAAGACGCCAUCGGGCUCCCAGCCUCCGACGCCACGCAGGAAGUGAAGCUCCAGCAAGCCCUGGAAGAACGGCGACUGGAUCCGUCGUGAACUCGAAAAGAUGGACAGAUGCAGAAAAGCUCAUAGGGGGAAAAGAAAAAUGACAGUGGAUCCUAAUGCACAUCUCAGGGGUCAAGGUCAUCGGAACCAAACAUCCACCCCUCCCUGAACAACUUGAUGACUUUAAAGUGGGGGUGACGACACCUUACACCUCUUAAGCUCCACCCACUUCACGUCUCUGCGUCUGCUGCUGUGAGAAUGUACUUUAGAGGGCUUUCGCCAACAUCACCUGCCCUCCGUUCAACCUCCUCCUCUACCCCCCCUCAUGGGUGUAGUUUUUUUUAUUUGGUUCUUUUUACACUAAAACUAUGAGGAAGAAAUACAGACCCCCCGCCCCUUCCCUACACCCCGUUUCUAUCACCCCCUGUGGUGUGGUACCUUAAAGAUGUUUAGGUUGUUUAGAUUUUCUUAAUUGGUUAAAGCUUUCUCACGAGUUUUUCCGUGGAAAGAGAAAAGGCAUUGCUCGGUCCUGGUCGGACCAACAGAGGUUUAGUUCGGGGGGGAGGCUUGGCUCUGGCCAGGUGGGCCACAUUUAGGGGAAACAUUCUUGUUUUAGGACAGGAUCCCUGUGAGGGUUGGUUAUAUAUCAGGCGUCCUGCCCUCGGAAUGAAAGUGGCAUUUUUUUAAAGAGAAAAUUCGGAUGCAUUUUAUAGAUAGACCUAUAUGAAUAGAUCAAUAUAUAAAUAUAAAUACAUAUAUAUAUAUUUAGUAGAGCGGGCAGUGCUGCGGCUGACACUUUUGACGAAUAAGGUGCCGAGCUGCUGCCCUGAAAAACCAAUUUAUGCAUUUUGUUUAACUACCUCAGGAUCUAGUACCUCAGAAGAGAGAAAAAAAAUGAUUAUAUGGAGAAAAAAAAAGUUCCUUUCUUUUUAUUUUGCUUUUGUGGUAUUUUGUAUACUUUAUAAAGCUGAUAGUCUUUGAACAUUUUUAUUUUUUUAAAAAAAAAAUUAAAAUUUCCGGGUCAGCUGCCAACUGACCUUGCCUUCAACUCUGGUGCUUUAGGCGGUAUUGUACAUGUGGAUGUGUGAACAAAGAUGACCCUGUACAUAAAAUUUAUUUGUACAAAGCAGCCUUGGAGCAAGAGUUGGCACCCCACCCGCUCCUCCCCCUCAGCUGGCGGCUGACGGAGAAGUAUAUAGAGAAAAAAAUUGCCUCUGUUUUUUUCCCCACUAACGGUCCACCAUCUUCUUGAAGACAAAAGCAAGUACAGAACAACUAAACGCAUGCAAAAAAGAAAGAAAAGCCAACCGUACAUAUUUGCAGCAAUGCCAUUUAUUUUGGGGUUUCGCUGGUAGUUUUAAUGUCGAAUUCUUUUUGCCUUCUUAUUGAGGGCUGUGGUCAGGAUGCUGCAGCUCCUGACUGUUGUCGGAGCAUCUUUAUUUUUUUUUUCUUCCCUCUCUUGGUCUGUUUCAUUUCUGGGUCAUCUGCCGCUCUAUUGCUAACGCUAUCCUGGUAAGGUUCAAACUCUGCCAUAGUGACGUGGCCAAGUCAUUCAUUUUCUUCUCUUCGUAGUGAGAACAGUGGCACAGAUGGAUGCAUUUUUAUGUUUUGGGCUUGGAGAAAGUGAGCUGUCCUUUCUUUCGCAACUUGAUUAGAUUAUUAUUUUUUGGUUGCUCAUCCAGGGGAAGACAAGUUAAAUGACGCAUAAUUGUGACUGAACCCCCCCACUCGGACAGGAAACAAAAAUCCUAAACAGUCAUUUUAUUUUAUUUUUGUUUCCGUGCCGAAUGUAAAUAUAUAUUGAUUGUGGUCAAGUGCUAGAGUGUAUCUGUGCUUCCACAGUAGAACGCAGUCUACCUCAGCUGAGGGGGGUGAGAGGUGGGGGAGGGAGUUGCUAUGGCACUGGACGCCUCACCCCGCCCCCACUGAGCGCCAGCGCGCACCAAUACCUCAGUACCCCGAACACUUGUUUCUACCUGGGCGCGCCCUUCUGACGUCAUGCUUAACCGAGGGGCACAAGUGAUUCUUAAAAUGAUCCUCCUGAUACCCACCCUCCCCUCAUCCAGUUUGUUUUUGAUCUACCUCUUUAGACACAUAUUUGAAUUGGAGGCAUUCUACCAUUUGUUAGACCCCCAACCCAUCACCCAUCCCUCCCCCCCGCUCCCCGCACACCCACACACACACACUUUUGUGGUGCACCUCCCCAGAAAAGAAAUGAAAAUUUAAAACUAACGAAUUCUGUAGAAUUGAGAAUAAUGGAAAGUGAUAGAAAUGUUUUCUUUUGAUCAGUGUUUAUAUUUACAUAUACUCCUUUUGGCUUUGAGAUCCUCAAUGAUUAUUCCUUUCUGCUUUCUAUUUUUGGUGGUGUGGCUUACAUGUAUUCAAACUUUUUUUUUUUCUUUCUGGAAAAUAAAUCUUUGAUUUUUGCUUUCAGUCUAAUGCAAAAAAGGACCUGUUUUCUUUCCCCUCUUUCAGAUUUAUAAGAUUUAAAGACAAGAAAAUGCAAGUCUGUUUUGUCUUUCACAAGAUGCUACACUCGCUGAUUUGAUGGCAUUUUUCGGUUAGCAUUUCUUGGUUGUGUAAUGUGGAACUUAUUUUUUUGGUAUGGGACAAAUUAGAGGGACUGAAUCUGUUUAUGGAAAAGUGAUCGAUCUUCGGCAUGAUGUUCUCUCCUCCCCCUCUCUGCAAUCGUACUUGUGCCCUGUCACCUCCCCACAAACACACAGCUCCACUUGUCAAAUGCCUCUGAAUAAAAAGAAUAAGAAAAAA